Molecule: messenger RNA, 1379 nt
Organism: Aspergillus caelatus
Lineage: Eukaryota; Fungi; Ascomycota; Eurotiomycetes; Eurotiales; Aspergillaceae
Product: NAD(P)-dependent alcohol dehydrogenase
Exons: 1
Coding region: 473-1378 (301 amino acids)
Biological process (GO): alcohol metabolic process
Molecular function (GO): alcohol dehydrogenase (NADP+) activity; zinc ion binding
Source: RefSeq, a predicted model, not a curated record
GUAAAGCCGGUGGAUUGCCAUCAGAAUAUCCGUUCAUCUAAUCUCCGGCUACUUUGAUUACUCCAUUUAGAGCGGUGUAAAUCCGCACAUAUAGUUUUAGUAUAAAUACUGUAUAAGGACCCAGCUUCUCCUCUGUGCCUUUCACUAUCCCUUACUACUCCUCGUUAUCUCUUUCUCCAUUGACUACACCUGUACUUCCAAUCAUGACUAUCGACAGCAAUUCCGAUUACGUCUUCCAGGGAUGGAUGGGCCUUGACAAGGACUCCGUUGGUAACAUGAAAUGGCAGACCUAUGAACCGAAACCAUGGGAAGAAACCGACGUCGAUAUUAAAAUCACUCACUCCGGUAUUUGUGGCUCUGAUAUACACACGCUUCGUAGUGGAUGGGUUCGUAUCUUUCCCUUGUUCCUUGGCAAUCUUAACGUUAUUCUAUUGGCAUAUACCUACUAACACACUGUUGCCAGGGCCCAACCAUGUACCCAUGCGUGGUCGGCCACGAGAUUGUCGGUAUCGCCGUGCGGGUGGGAUCCGAAGUGAAACAUGUCAAAGUCGGCGAUCGUGUUGGAGUUGGCGCACAGUCUGACUCCUGUCGCAACCGAACGGGUAAAUGCAACGACUGCUCUUCCGGGCGAGAAAACGUCUGCUGGAGAGAAGGCCGCACUGACACAUACAACGGCGUCUACUUGAACGGCGGCAAGUCUUACGGUGGUCACGCCGACUACAAUCGUGCUCCGGGUCAUUUCGUAAUCAAAAUCCCGGACCAGCUGAACCCUGCCCACGCGGCUCCGAUGCUGUGUGGUGGAGUCACGACUUACACUCCAUUGAAGGCGAACGGGUGCGGACCAGGAAAGCGCGUUGGGGUGAUCGGCGUGGGUGGACUGGGUCAUUUUGCGAUUUUGUGGGCGAAGGCUCUUGGCGCCGAUCGGGUGGUUGGCGUUUCACGCAGGGAGUCCAAGCGUGCAGAUGUGUUAAAACUAGGUGCCGAUGACUAUAUCGCUACCGAGGAUGAGAAGGACUGGGCUCAGACUCAUGCCGCCAGUUUGGACCUUAUUAUUUGCACGGUUUCAUCGCCGGAUAUGCCGCUACGGGACUAUAUGGGCUUGCUGGACUCCUAUGGUCGGUUGGUCCAGGUGGGUGCGCCUGAGGAUAAACUUCCUGUUCUUCACGCCUUCGACUUCAUUCCGAAAGGGAAGUCGCUUUCAGGCAGUGUUAUCGGGUCACCGAAUCAGAUCGAGGAGAUGCUGCAGCUGGCGGUUGAGAAAAAUGUUCAGCCAUGGGUGGUGGAACGGCCGUUAAGUGACGCGAACCAGGCAUUUAUCGAUAUGGAAAACGGUCUAGCCAGAUAUCGGUAUACACUUGUAAAUGAGAAGCAUAUUUAGA